Messenger RNA from Botrytis fragariae, 258 nucleotides. Its product is annotated as putative protein pet100. NCBI's taxonomy places the organism in Eukaryota, Fungi, Ascomycota, Leotiomycetes, Helotiales, Sclerotiniaceae. Gene Ontology annotation, cellular component: mitochondrial inner membrane; mitochondrion. The transcript is spliced from 2 exons. Bases 1 to 258 code for a protein of 85 amino acids. The record is from RefSeq and is a predicted model, not a curated record. Gene Ontology annotation, biological process: mitochondrial respiratory chain complex IV assembly.
AUGGGAGGCCCCAAUCUCGAAGUGUUCAAGUUCGGCAUGUAUAUCAUGUUCCCAAUCGCCAUCAUGUACUAUUAUGGCACAAAUCUUGAUCAACGAUUUUCAGUUCCGGACUUCUGGCCCAGAGUUGAUCAGACUAAUCGUAUACCUUUUGAGAGGGACGAGAUCAAAUCAGAGCUUGAGAGGUUAAGACAGAAGAGACUGUACUUGAGAGAGCAGAGGGUGCGGGGUGCCAAUGGAUCAAACGAAGAGGGGAAAUGA